Messenger RNA from Limanda limanda (common dab), 3766 nucleotides. RefSeq names its product SWI/SNF related, matrix associated, actin dependent regulator of chromatin, subfamily a, member 5 (gene smarca5). Gene Ontology annotation, molecular function: ATP hydrolysis activity; ATP binding; nucleosome binding. The transcript has 23 exons. Gene Ontology annotation, biological process: regulation of transcription by RNA polymerase II; nucleosome organization. Gene Ontology annotation, cellular component: chromatin; nucleus. The record is from RefSeq and is a predicted model, not a curated record. The coding region runs from base 177 to 3368 and encodes 1063 amino acids. Lineage: Eukaryota; Metazoa; Chordata; Actinopteri; Pleuronectiformes; Pleuronectidae.
CUUGCUAGCGCGGCUGCGGCUCCUGAGACGCUCCGGAGUCUUUCAUCAGAAACAACCGGAUUCUCCUCGUUUACCGAGACUCAGUCCGGAGAAUCUCCAGCGGCUUCCACACCGGACGACCCCGGGCAGCUGAUCACGGACCGUAGACCCGGACCGAGGGGGAAACUCGAUAGAAAAUGUCCGAAACCGAAAACUGCGCGCUGCCGCGGGAAGAGCUCCCUGAAGUUGAAGAAGCCGGAGCCGCCGAGGAGAAGUCUGACUCUUCAGAUGCUGGAAAAGAGUCCUCCUCAGAUGCCGGUCCAGAUGGAGCAGAGGCACCAUCUUCCUCAGCUGUUGCUCCCGGUUACGAGGAGAAAGUGCAAACGGACCGGACCAACAGAUUUGAGUACCUGUUGAAGCAAACAGAGCUGUUUGCUCAUUUCAUCCAACCAGCUGCACAGAAGACCCCUACCUCUCCACUGAAGAUGAAACCAGGACGUCCUCGCGUAAAGAAAGAUGAAAAGCAAAGCCUGCUGACUGCUGGAGACAAUCGCCACCGGCGGACGGAGCAGGAGGAGGAUGAGGAGCUUCUGAGCGAAAGCACCAAGACGACCAAUGUCUGCGCUCGUUUUGACGAUUCUCCCUCUUAUGUCAAAGCUGGGAAAAUGAGGGACUAUCAGGUCCGUGGCUUGAACUGGCUCAUCUCUUUGUAUGAAAAUGGCAUCAAUGGCAUCCUCGCUGAUGAAAUGGGUUUGGGUAAAACUCUACAGACUAUCGCCCUGCUGGGUUACAUGAAGCACUACAGAAACAUCCCGGGUCCCCACAUGGUGCUGGUGCCCAAGUCCACCUUGUACAACUGGAUGAACGAGUUCAAACGAUGGGUGCCUUCUCUUCGUGCAGUCUGCCUGAUUGGAGACAGAGACCAGAGGAGUGCUUUGAUCCGAGAUGUGCUGCUGCCUGGAGAGUGGGAUGUGUGCGUCACAUCCUACGAGAUGCUCAUCAUUGAAAAGACUGUGUUCAAGAAGUUCAACUGGAGGUACCUCGUGAUCGACGAAGCCCACAGGAUCAAGAAUGAGAAAUCAAAGCUAUCAGAAAUUGUACGAGAAUUCAAGACCACCAAUCGUUUACUGCUGACUGGAACACCUCUUCAAAACAACCUCCACGAGCUGUGGGCUCUGCUCAACUUCCUGCUGCCUGACGUCUUUAACUCGUCAGAGGACUUUGACUCCUGGUUCGACACAAACAACUGCUUGGGUGACACGAAGUUGGUUGAACGUCUUCACACUGUUCUACGUCCUUUCUUGCUCCGUCGUAUUAAAGCGGACGUGGAGAAAAGUUUGCUCCCAAAAAAAGAGAUCAAGAUGUACGUGGGCCUGAGCAAGAUGCAGCGAGAGUGGUACACAAAGAUUCUGAUGAAGGACAUUGACAUUCUGAACUCGAUGGGUAAGACAGACAAGAUGCGCCUGCUGAACGUUCUCAUGCAGCUCAGGAAAUGUUGCAACCACCCGUACCUGUUCGACGGAGCUGAGCCAGGUCCUCCGUACACAACUGACCUGCAUCUGGCCGUGAACAGCGGGAAGAUGGUGGUGCUGGAAAAGCUGCUACCCAAGAUGAAGCAGCAGGGUUCCCGUGUGCUCAUCUUCAGUCAGAUGACCAGGGUGCUGGACAUCUUGGAGGACUACUGCAUGUGGAGGAACUAUAACUACUGUCGCUUGGAUGGUCAGACGCCGCAUGAGGAAAGACAGAUCUCUAUCAACGCAUUCAAUGAGCCCGGCAGCCCUAAGUUCAUCUUCAUGUUGAGCACCAGGGCCGGUGGGUUGGGCAUCAACCUGGCAACAGCCGACGUCGUCAUCCUAUACGACUCGGACUGGAACCCUCAAGUCGACCUGCAGGCCAUGGACCGAGCUCACAGGAUUGGUCAGCAGAAGCAGGUACGCGUCUUUCGUUUCAUCACCGAAAACACAGUGGAGGAGAGGAUCGUAGAGAGGGCCGAGAUGAAACUGCGGCUGGACUCCAUUGUCAUCCAGCAAGGAAGACUCGUGGAUCCGAACGCAAACAAGCUGGGCAAGGAUGAGAUGCUGUCCAUCAUCCGUCACGGUGCCACACACGUGUUCGCUUCCAAAGAUAGUGAGAUCACAGAUGAUGACAUUGAUGAAAUCCUCGAGAGAGGUGAAAGAAAGACCAUGGAGAUGAAAGAGAAGAUGUCGAAUCUGGGUGAGAGUACCCUGAGAAACUUCACCAUGGACACAGAGAACAGCAGCGUGUACAAAUUUGAAGGAGAGGACUAUAGAGAGAAGAAAAAGGUAAAGAAACCAACAACAUCAGUAAUCUGUCUUUUUACUCAAUCCAGCGACAGAAACCCUCGAGACAUUACCAUAUUUCCUUCAUUUGUCUUCAUUCAGGUCAUUAACAACUGGAUCGAGCCGCCCAAGCGAGAGAGGAAAGCCAAUUACGCUGUGGAUGCCUACUUUAGAGAAGCCCUGCGUGUCAGUGAACCCAAAGCACCCAAGGCUCCUCGUCCUCCCAAGCAGCCAAAUGUCCAGGACUUCCAGUUCUUCCCCCCUCGUCUCUUUGAGCUUCUUGAAAAGGAAAUUCUCUUCUAUAGGAAGACCAUAGGCUACAAGGUUCCCCGUAACCCGGAAAUGCAGAACUCUGCUACGGCGCAGAAGGAGGAGCAGGCUAAGAUUGACGAGGCCGAGGCUCUCACAGAGGAGGAACUGGAGGAGAAGGAGAACCUGCUGCAACAGGGAUUUACUAUUUGGAACAAACGUGACUUCAACCAGUUCAUCAAAGCCAAUGAGAAGUGGGGAAGAGAUGAUAUCGAGAACAUCGCCAGAGAAGUGGAGGGGAAAACCCCUGAAGAAGUCAUGGAAUAUUCUGCUGUUUUCUGGGAGCGCUGCAAUGAGCUGCAGGACAUCGAGAAGAUCAUGUCCCAGAUCGAGAGAGGAGAGGCCAGGAUUCAGAGAAGGAUUAGCAUCAAGAAAGCACUUGACUCAAAGAUUGGUCGCUACAAGGCUCCCUUCCAUCAGCUCCGUAUUUCCUACGGCACCAACAAAGGCAAGAACUACACGGAGGAAGAGGACCGCUUCCUCAUCUGUAUGCUCCACAAGCUGGGCUUCGACAAGGAGAGCGUGUACGAUGAGCUGCGCCAGUGCAUCCGUAACUCGCCCCAGUUCCGCUUCGACUGGUUCCUCAAGUCCAGGACCGCCAUGGAGCUUCAGAGACGAUGCAACACCCUAAUUACGCUGAUAGAGAGAGAGAACAUGGAGCUGGAGGAGAGGGAGAAGGCGGAGAAGAAGAAACGAGGACCAAAGGGUGCAUCAGCUCAGAAACGGAAGUCAGAGGGAACCCCCGACGGUCGCGGACGCAGGAAGAAGCUCAAGUUGUGAAGCUGUUGACGAGCAGCAGUAUCUGAAUUUGAGAGCGCAUCCAGCAGUACUGUUAGUUCUAGUGUCUGUGUUUGUUUAGCAGGUUCUGUGUUAAACACCCGACGGACUGAUCUGGUCGUUUUUUAGGUUUUUAGGAAGUGCUCCUCUAUAAGCCGGCCUCGUCGUCACUGGCCCUGAACACUGCAGCUGUGCUGGUUUAGUUAUUGUUUCCUAGUCCUUUUUUUACUAGUACUUCAUUGAAAUAAAUGUAUUUAUGCCUGUUGGUUGUACUACAUUCCAUUGCUUGAGACGAUAUGUACCUUCUUUUUUUUUUUUAAGAAAAACAUUUGUUCUUUUAUCUUCCUAUGUGAAGUAGAAAAUGUCUUUUGAAACAUCACCAAUAAACCACCCCCCUUUUU